UCCCCCGUCUCCACAAGGCAACUAUUUGCCCGGGACACGUACGUGAACCUCCUCAAAUUGGCGCACUAAUCCUAAAAGGAGCCAUGAAGUGUUAAACGGUAGAAACGGAGAGAGCGGCGCUCAGAUACCCGCACGCUGGGAGAGAGGGAGGAAACAGCGCUGCUCCAAUGCGUCUGUGCAACACAGACUGAAGAGAGAGAGAAAAAAAAAAACUUAUCGACUCACAAAACCUGAACCUGCGCUGCGCAAUUAGUGCGAGAAAAUUCACUUUUUCCUCCGGUUUUGAAGAAAAUAAAUAAAGAAAUCAAGCUGGCUCAGUGCGUGUCUCAGCAGCCCACUUUGACAGGUGCUCCUCACCCCCUUUGGAGGACUGUCAACAGCAAGAGGAUGGCAUCAGAGCUGGCAAUGAGCAACUCCGACCUGCCCACCAGUCCCCUGGCCAUGGAAUAUGUUAAUGACUUCGAUCUGAUGAAGUUUGAAGUGAAAAAGGAGCCGGUGGAGCCCGAUCGCAGCAUCAACCAGUGCAGCCGCCUGGUCGCCGGGGGAUCCCUAUCUUCCACCCCGAUGAGCACGCCUUGCAGCUCGGUUCCCCCUUCUCCAAGCUUCUCGGCGCCCAGUCCGGGAUCAGGGAGCGAACAGAAGGCGCACUUGGAGGAUUUCUACUGGAUGACCGGGUACCAACAGCAGUUGAACCCCGAAGCUCUGGGUUUUAGCCCGGAGGACGCCGUAGAGGCGCUGAUCAGCAGCAGUCAUCAGCUCCAGACCUUCGAUGGCUAUGCCAGAGGGCAGCAGUUCGGCGGCGCAGCCGGCGCAGGGGGCGCAAUGGCCGGGGAGGAGAUGGGAUCAGCGGCCGCAGUGGUGUCCGCGGUUAUCGCUGCAGCCGCAGCUCAGAACGGGGCUCCCCACCACCACCACCAUCAUCACCACCACCACCACACAGGGGCACACCACCCCUCCUCCGGGUCUCAGUCCAGCGGCGGCCCGGGGGGAAACCACCAACAUCUGCGCUUGGAAGAGCGGUUCACGGACGAGCAGCUGGUGACCAUGUCGGUGCGGGAACUGAACCGGCAGCUGCGGGGGGUCAGCAAGGAAGAGGUGAUCCGUCUGAAACAGAAGAGGAGGACGCUAAAGAACAGAGGCUAUGCCCAGUCCUGUCGGUACAAGCGGGUCCAGCAGCGGCACGUUCUGGAGGGAGAGAAGACGCAACUCAUGCAGCAGGUGGACCACCUCAAGCAGGAGAUCUCCCGGCUGGCCAGGGAGAGGGACGCCUACAAGGAGAAAUACGAGAAGCUGAUCAGCACCGGCUUCAGAGAAAACGGAGGAUCCAGCAGCGACAACAACCCUUCUUCCCCGGAGUUUUUCAUGACGUCAAGAAAAUUCCUCCAUCUGUGAUAGAGAGCUGUGCCCUCUCGGCCCCGCCACCCUGGAGUCUGAGAUAUCAUGACACUGGAAUGCUGUUUCAAGACCAACCUACGGCAUCCGGACUGCCAUAAAGCACAAUGUCUCAAAAGCGUCCCACCCCCUGUGGCUUCAGGGCAACCAAUCCACAGCAAAUCCAAAGCCGGAGUUCAAUACUAAAGCGGAUGAUUUAAAAACAAAACAAAAAAAAAGGAGAACUGAAGAAAUUAAAGAUCCUGGACUCUGUAAAUAAAAUUCUCCACCUUCUGUAUUUGUCAUUCAAAUGGACAAAGAUUAACCCGUAAAUAUCUCCAAAUUGUAACUUACCAGAGCAUAGAUUGUCAAUACUUAGGUUGAGUAAAAUAGCAGAAAAAAAUAUGAUGUCCACCCCCCCACCCUUUAGCACAUGGCCAGAAAUCAGGAUGUUGUAAAUACUGUACAGAAAACAAAUAGGGACGUUGAUAAGAAAUAUAAUUAUUGCAAAAUUGUGUACAUAGCCAUUAGAAUCACACCUCUACUGUGUUUGUAAUUCAAUAAGUUUCACAUGCCCAUUACUAUUUAUUUCUUCUUGCCCAAAAAGAUUUAGCACAACGAUUAGCAAACGCUCUGUAUCAGAAUAGGAAACAUAAACACCAACAUAGAACUAGACAAGAGGAUACUGAACUUAGAGACAUUAAUUGGGAAGACAUUAUAUUUGCUGAUAGCCCACUAUUGCUGGAAUCAGAUGCAUAUGCCGUAGAGUGUAUGCUUACUAGUUAAACCUUGUAUUGUUAUCAAAACAGGUCGUUUGCAUUUUGUUUACAUCUAAUUUAAGUAGACGUUUGAGAAAAAAAGGACUUUAGAGCUUAAAAAGGUUACAGAGACACACAGACAAAGAACAAACUGACAGGUUCGGCUCAGAUCUUCACCUUUCCCCCACUCCCGGUUUUAAAAUACUACAGCAGAGCUUAACUUCACUUAAACUUUAACUAAUUCAAUAGAUUGUAUAUGAAAUCCCCUCCUGUGCUGUAUAUUUAGUGUUUUAGACGCUGUAGUGAUGUGACAUAUCCAGAUGGGCUUCCAUGGUUUGGCAGCUCUUACAGUUAGUCCACACCUAACGAAACAUCAGCUGUUUCCUUUCUGAUUCCUCUUUGGCUAGUUGCCCUCCUCUUCCUCUUCGUCUUCUGUCCAUUAGAGGGCCUGUAUGCCCACUGACCUCUCUGCGACCAGGCGCUCGCUCAGCUCCCACAGGCUGGCAGCACUGCUCGGAUCCUGGGCCUGGGCGGAUGUCUGGCAGCGGAAGCAGUUGUUGAAGUACAUGCCGCCCAGCCCUUCCAGCUCCGGUGCUACCGCACAGUACACUGUGGUGGCCGCCCCUUGUUGCUGUGGACAGACAAAAAAAAAAAAAAACACAAAAAGAAGAAGAUGAAUCAGUGGACGAAUCGCGACGCUGAGACAGCAAGGCGGCGUCGGCCUGCAGGAGCAGACAAAAUAUGGAGAACUCGUCUAACGACACGCAGACUUUAGGAUGUGUGCUGUAUGGAGGAAAAGACAGAGGACAUAAAGCGGACUCUGACCACAUUCCUUUGUCCUCUGUGAGACCCACACACACAUAGACAGACACACGCAUACACACACAGACAAAAAGAGACAGCAGGACUGUGUCUACAGGGGGGGAAAAAAAAGACUCGCGCACACGCUGUCUCUCCCCUCUCCCUGCAUCCCGAUGACUGGGUCAUAUAACUCCUUACUGUAUAUAUAUUUAUAUACAUAUAUUUAUUUAUUUAUUUCUCUGCCAGGUGUGUAUAGGACAUCUCGCUAUGUGGGACCGUGUGAAUGCUACAGAUGUAUAGACUCACAGUGGAUAAGGCGGGAACAAAAAUAUUACACCAGCUCCUGUCUGGAUGGGAGUCGCCAGGGAAACUACAGCUCUGACGUGCGAUGUGUGAACAGCAGGUUUCAAUGCCAUGAUUAUCAAUAUGUAUAUUUUUCACGUGAUGUUUAUUAAUAUUCAAGUGCUGGAAAAUACAAGUACAACUAAGUAUUUAAAUCAAAAGUUUUUUGGUUGUUGCGUACAACACACAAACACGUCGCGCGGUUUUCCCUCCAGUUCUUUCUCAGUAAUUCUCCUCUCAAGGCAAGUUUAAAACCUGAAGAUCACUCAGCCCGGAAAACUCACUCUGCUACACGUCGUCUCAAGCCGAGACGCGCUGUAAAAGUGAAACAGUAUUUUUACGCAACCUGCUAAGUUCUCUAAUACACCCCAUCCCAUCAGUCAGUAAUUAGCAGGGAUAUUCACGGAGAGAGAUUUCGGUGACAUUUGAAAAUGAAAGCUGAAACUGCGGCAGAAUAAACACGUCAGAGAGAAUUACACACAUAACCCGACCGCUCAAAGAGGGAUCUUUCAUGCUGCAGCUCCGGCUAAAAGCUGCUGUGACAGCUUCCCUGCGAACUCCAGGGCUGGAGACGACUUCUAUGCGGCCACAUGAAAUGGCUCGCCUCUUUAUCUCCUGAUGUGAGGGAGCGAGAGUGAGACGGGGGUGGGGGCAGAAAGAAUGAGAGGGAACACUGAUGUGAUGACUGAAGGCUAGUGUUUAGCACAGAGCACUGGCACACACUGAGACAACCACGUAUAUGCAGUAGUCAAACGCGGGCAACACACACAAACGUACACACAGGCGUAAUGGAGGCACAUUACAGGCCAACUGUUUGAACAGAUUCCCAAAGCACAGGCCAGCACACUAAAAGUGGCAAGAUCCUAUGUCAUCUAAAGCAUUUAUGCUUUCACAGCCUAGUACAAAAAUAUGCACCAAAAUGCAAAUGCUACGAACACAAAAACACACACACACAUAAAGCAGAUUCCAGGAAAUGUGUCUCUCAUCGACACACGCAAACCAAAACGGGCACCCACACACAACUCCCUCUAAGCUCUGAGUAAAGUUCCACCAGGAGGAGCCCUGGUGUGUAACGUCGCAGAAGCAGAUUGAGCGUGUUUGAAGUGCUCCGUGAUGAGAGAGCUCGUAAACAGCAGAUGAAAAAGGCAGCAUCUCUCUGUGCGCCGCUGUCUGUCUCACCUGCCAGCGAGGCGAUAACUUCAUCCACAUCACAUGUCGCCAUAUCAAAGACCGACAAAUGCCAAGCAGUGUCUCUGAGUUGCAGGUUCACACGCACUCAGUUCAACUCAUCUCUCUCACUUAGGGCAUCUGAUUUAGCUCGCCUGAAAGCCAAAUGCCUUUUAAACUUCACUGAAGAUUUCAGCGCCGCCGGCUCUGACACCCUGACACCACCUUGAACUCGGCUGACUUUCAGACAAGUUUGUUUGCGUCCAAUUACCAGACAGUUGGGUUUAAAUAUUGAUAUAAAAAAAAAACAACAACUUUCAUGUUCAGAAUCCAGAUUUAUGUGGCUGAAAUCUGAAAGGCAUUUCUAGUCUUUAGAAAAAGCUUCUCUGCUGGCUGCCACGCAUGCAGUUAGUGACAAACGGAGCAGUACACGGGCUGUUUGUGCGGUGUGCCCAGCAAUGUGCUAUCUUAUUGGUGUUUAGCUCAUCCCCCUCACCACUUGACCUUGUGACCUCUGUAAAAGAUAAGGCUGAUGAGAUUAGGCAUUAACAUGCUCAACCACCCACCACAGCCAUUUAUCACUGUGUGUGUGCGCGCACGUGUGUGUGUGUUUGCAGAUACCAGGCAAGUAGGUGGCGGGCAAGGAUUUCGCUACACUUACAGUUACACGCUGCCUGAACACAAGAGCGUAUCUGCGCACAAGCACGAACAGAUACACAUAUGAACAACCCGCACGGAAGGUAAUGCCACCAAACCAGUGUGCAUCGAACACAUCUGUGCCGUCCAAAGAUGAUUUCUAAUCCAAGUUCAACUGUAGAUUAAGUCUGUAAAUUAAGCUGUCUACAAAAUGAUGGGUUAGUGUAUUUCUAUACUGUGCACCUUAAUGUGAAGCAUUACCUUGACUACAGUAGUUUUAUUAUCAGAGACAUCUAUGGUACCCAGAGCUACGACGUCUGCCCAGAGAAACUGACUUGACACUGACUUAAGCUCCAAAAAUAUGGAUACUCUUUCGGAAUUGGCCUCUUCAGGCAUUUUAGCCCAAAAAAUAAAAAGUGAGACAAGUAUAGGAAUGCAGUUACAAAUCUAACUUUAAAUGCUUUGAGAGGGAAACUCUUUAAAUCCUUUAGACGACCAUCUUGCAAUUCCACUUUAGACUUAAGCAUGACUUCUUUGGAUGACUUCAGACUUCACUUUCACAUUCCCCAAAACAAAACUAGCUCUGUUACCACCACACUGAUUCUAGGAGGGAGGGAGGGAGAGAGGAAGGGGACAGACAAGGAGGAUCCAAACCAACCAAAACAACUCCAAACCGAAAUUUUUUUCUCUAUGCUAAAAAUAAAAUGCAAAGAUCUCAGCAAUAUGAUAAACCAAUGCCAAGUGCAGAAGCGGGUUUUAUAGAUUACGUGUGUGUAGAUCUUCCUUUGUGGGUAAUAAAAAUAAACAUAAAUACUGAGGAAAGACUUACAAAACACCCUGCAAUAAGCUGACUGCUGAUAAGUGGCAAUAAGCCUGUACUUAGCCUGGGAUUCAACACUACGGUUCUGGAACUGCUCUGGGACCAGAUCCAAGUCUUCCAAUCUCAGCAUUGACUCAAUACCCAAGGACCUCAUGGACUUGCAAUAGAAAUGUCCUUGUAUAGUGUUACGCAAUAACCCGUUGUUGAGAACAUCUUACUGAGCGUAUCAAAAGCAAAAAGGGUACGUGGGGGAGAUGUGAUGUUGAAUUAACAGUAUUGUUACUUUGCCGUGUUCUGUUUUGUGUCUUCAUCGUCCGAGUUGUAUAAGCUUUCUCCGACCCUGUGCAUGUGACCCUUUGACCCCCACAUCUGUAGUUACGUCAUUGACCUCUCCCUCUGACCUGGAUGUAAAUAACCCAGUACUGUAGAGCAGUCUGUUUUUGGCCCAUCCCUGUACAUACAAACCUGUAAAUACUAAUGGCUAUGCAUGCUGAACACCUAGCAAUUCUUUCAGGUACUUUUAUAAUCCCCAAAUUCUCAUAUGGCAUGUGCUAUAAAAAAAAUAAUAUAAAAAAGUAGAAAAAGUAAAAGAUUCAAAUGAAAAAAAAAAAGUUUAAAAUAAAUGCGUUGGUAAUAUUGUCAGGCAAUAUCCUCUCUUGGACAGUGUGUGUAGAGUCUUCCUGUUUUCUUACUCCUGUGGGUGGUUCUCUCCCUUUGCCUGUCCUGUGUUUCUGCUCACCAUCUGUGUCAGUUGUUGUCAGUUGGCAUUUGUACAGCAGCGAGGGUUGAGGCAGAGAAUAAAAGAGAGGGGGAGUGUUCACCAGCUGACCUCUGUGAUGGCACUCCAAUUCAGCAGCAGUGCUAAGUUUUGGCAAAGCGCUUUGCGCCUGGGACACAAUUUAAAAAGUUUGUGCCUGGCCCGAAGCACUCAUACUGUACAGCAUACUGUAAAUCAGUGUUUGCAGUGUGAAGGCCCUCUAUAUAUGUGCAAAGGUACAAAUUGGGUGUUUUUCUAAGUUUAAUAAUCUGGAGAACCUACUGUUUUUAGCCCAUUUUAGACAGUCCCAUUUUAGGAAAACUGACAUGUUUUCUGUCCUCAUUUGUAACUAGUAAAACAUCUGGAUUCUAAAGACAAGUACUUUGAGAAAAGUCGUUUUUAACCAUCCAGUGUCAUAAGGCUACGGCACUCAAUUGGAAAAGUAUUUCCUGGCUUGUAGUCUUAGUAAAGAGGAGGAGUGCAGUUUUUGCCUCAGCCCUCUGCCACGCCUCGUGGAGUAACUAUCCUGAAAAGUGGGACUCCAAACUGAUUGUGAUUCUGUUCCAGGAAUGUUUUUUCUUUUUUUUUCCACCCUGAACCUGUGAUGUUUAAAAUAGAUGGAGGUGUCUGAUUUUUAAUCUGUGCUAAAGAUAUUUUACAUUUAAUAAAUAACCAUUGAAAUCAAA
Molecule: messenger RNA, 7338 nt
Organism: Neolamprologus brichardi
Lineage: Eukaryota; Metazoa; Chordata; Actinopteri; Cichliformes; Cichlidae
Gene: mafb
Product: MAF bZIP transcription factor b
Biological process (GO): regulation of transcription by RNA polymerase II
Cellular component (GO): nucleus
Molecular function (GO): DNA-binding transcription factor activity, RNA polymerase II-specific; RNA polymerase II cis-regulatory region sequence-specific DNA binding
Source: RefSeq, a predicted model, not a curated record